AUGGAGUGUUCAUUAGUGGGCACUUAUGCGAGAAGCAUGGGCUGUGCUGUUCAAGAGCUCAACCCCUCCUCUUCCAACAACUCCCCACCACUCCCCCCUCCUUUUCCCACUCCAUCCCCCGCUUUUUCCCAGCCAUCCAUCCCAGAAAUCAACCUGAUGCGUGUGGGCGGGGACAGUGUGUUUGUGGGCACGUGGCACGACCUCACAGAGACGCUACGGCAGGAGGAGCAGCUGCAGCGGGGAGCCAAGGAGGCAGCAGAGGCAGCUCACGAGUCAGCAUCUGCCAGAGGCGUUAUGGCAGGACUCAUGCGAAUAGGCGAUGACAGUGUGUUUGUGGGCACGUGGCACGACCUCACGGAGACGCUGCGGCAGGAGGAGCAGCUACGGCAAGCCAAGGAGGCAGCAGAGGCGGCGAGCGAGGCAAAGAGCCUCUUUCUGGCGAAUAUGAGCCACGAGAUCCGCACGCCCAUGAAUGGAGUGGUGGGGGUGGCAGAACUUCUACUCGACACCCCCCUAACAGCGGAACAGCGCUCCUAUCUGGAUAUCAUACGCACGUCAGGAGACAACCUCCUCAGAAUCAUCUCAGACGUUCUCGACCUCUCCAAGAUCGAGAGCCAGUCGCUGCCUCUGGAGGACGUGCCCUUCUGCCUCGCCACGUGCGUGAAAGAGGCGACUGCCCUGCUGUCUGUCGCUGCAGCAGACAAGGGCCUUCAUCUGCACAACCACAUUAACUCGGACGUGCCUUGCUUCAUUCGGGGAGACCCGGGGAGACUGCGGCAGAUCAUUCUGAACCUUGUGUCUAACGCGAUCAAGUUCACACAGACUGACGUUGCUUCGAAUGGCGCUGAGGCGGUGCGGGCGUGUGAGAGCAAGCAAUACGACGUGGUGUUUAUGGACUGCCACAUGCCUGUGAUGGACGGCUUUGAGGCCACGGAGAAGAUCCGACGGCUUGCUCUGCUGCAUGAACGGCUGCGAUGCACCCAGGUCGGCAUGGACCACUUCCUGACAAAGCCCGUGAGGCCAAGCGAGCUGGAGACGCUGCUGCGGCAUGUAGAGCUGCGAGGGGUGAUGCUCCAGCAGGAGGUGGCGCGGGCAAGGGGUAGGGAGGAUAGAGUGGAAAGAGGGGAUGGGGAGGAGGUGCGAGGGGUGAUGCUUCAACAGGAGGUGGCACGGGCAAGGGGUAGGGAGGAUAGAGUGGAAAGGGGGGAUGGGGAGGGGGAGGAGGUGCAAGGGGUGAUGCUCCAGCAGGAGGUGGCACGGGCAAGGGGUAGGGAGGAUAGAGUGGAAAGGGGGGAUGGGGAGGAGGUGCGAGGGGUGAUGCUCCAGCAGGAGGUGGCACGGGCAAGGGUUAGGGAGGAUAGAGUGGAAAGGGGGGAUGGGGAGGGGGAGGAGGUACAAGGGGUGAUGCUCCAGCAGGAGGUGGCACGGGCAAGGGGUAGGGAGGAUAGAGUGGAAAGGGGGGAUGGGGAGGGGGAGGAGGUGCGAGGGGUGAUGCUCCAGCAGGAAGUGGCACGGGCAAGGGAUAGGGAGGAUAGAGUGGAAAGAGGGGAUGGGGAGGAAAGGGGGGAUAGGGUGGAGGUGCAAGGGGUGAUGCUCCAGCAGGAGGUGUCACGAGCGAGGGAUAGGGAGAAUAGGGAGGAUAGGGAGGAGCUGAAAGGGGUGGUCGUUCAGGAAGAGGUGGCGCGAAAGAGAGAAGAGGCUGGGAUGCUAAGUGCAAGGGAAGAGAAGCGAGAGAAUAGAGUGGUGGAUGUGGAGGAGAGAGACGAGAGGGAGGAAAGGGAGGAGAGGGGGAAGAGGGAGGAGAGGGAGGAAAGGGAGGAACGGGAGGAGGAGGGGAAAGGCUUAAUUGCGGUCCAAGGUGAGAUUGGUUUGGUGGAGGAUGCUGAGCUGGCACAUGGCACUGGGUUGCGGGAUGCUGAGCUGGCACAUAGCCCAGAGGACAUGCCGCAGCUGUCAAACAGCCGGGAAAAGGACGAGGAGGAAAGGGCGGGGCGGCGGGCCAUCUCAAAAGGGUGGACAAGUGGGGGUUUGCGGAAGAAGAGGCAUGUGGGGGAGGAGCUUACAAAGGAGAGUGCAGUUGAUAAUGGAGAUGCACCUACACAUGGCGUCCUCCUUUUAGUCGUCUACUUCGCAACCCUUGGCCCGCCGCUUAAGCUCGUUCCAAAAGGCACCCGGCCCUUCGUGUCCGCCCCUUCCGCCGUUUCUUCCACAUUCCCUUCCGCCCAUGUAACUGAAACUGGUACGGAGGUGGACCGGGAGUGGCUAGAAGCGAGCGUGCAAAUAACGGUGGUGCGGACAAAACGAGAAGCCGGGGCCUUGAGUGACGAAGACAAGUACGGAGACAGUGCGAAGCAGGGCGAUGAUGAUACGCAGCAGCGCGAUGAUGAUACGCAGCAGCGCGAUGAUGAUACGCAGCAGCGCGAUGAUGAUAUGCAGCAGGGCUAUGAUGAUACGCAGCAGAAGAAACUGGUGCAGCUGGCGAGGGAGGCGCAAUGGGUGCAGGAGCAGGAGGUGUGGCAUGGGGAAGAGUCGCAGGCUCUUCGGAAUCAGGAACAGCGCGCGCAGGAACAGGAGCAGCGCGCGCGGCAAGAGGAGCAGCGCGCGCAGCAACAGGCGCAGAGCACGCAACGUAUGGAACAGGACGCGCAGCGAAAGGAGCAGCGAACUCAGAAACAGGAGCAGAGCGCGAAACAAAAGGAGCAGCAAACCCAGCAUCAGGAACUACAAGGCCUUCAGAAACACGAGCAGGAGCAGGAGCAGGGUUCUACAAAACAGUAUCGCAGGGAACAAAUCAAACCGAAGCGGAAACAUCGGAAGAACGUCGAUGUGUCCCCCAGCAGCAGUACUCGCCUAGACAGCUUCCCUGCCGCCUCUGAAGCUGCUGCCGGGGGGGACAAACGGAAACGCGCGGCCAGGGGAAGGGACGCGGGCGGGGAGAAUAGUGGUAGAGCGGGCAGGGGCAAGAAGCCCACGACUGCGACGGGCGAGUCUGGUAGUAACACCACCACGACAGCCACCACCCCCGCUUCUCUCGCCUCCUCCAAGACGGGCUCUGCUAGCAACACCACCGCGACGGCCAACCCCGCCGCUUCACUCGACAUCCCCGCCACGGUCGCCGCGAGGUCAUCUGGUGCAGCAGAUUCAUAUGGCGAAAUGCGGGCCUCCGCGAGCGUAUCCGCGGUCGCUGCGAAGUCAUCUGGUGCAGCAGAUUCAUCUGGUGAAAUGGGGGCCUCCGCGAGCGUUUCCGUGGGGGCUGCGUGCAAGGGGCGGGCGAUCUACGUGUACCCGCUAUCGGCGCGCUUCAACCAGUGGAUGGUGGACGACUGCUUGGAGAGCCGCAUCAAGGGGUUCUGCCUCACCAGCCGGCACGGCGGGUUGGGAACAAGGCUUGCGCCUUGGGACGACGUGGUAGAAGGCGGCAGAGGCAGCAGCGUCAGCAAAUCGACUAGCGGCAACGGUAGCAGCAGCAGCAGCGGCGGCGGCGGCGGCGGCGGCGGUGGAAGCAGUGGUGUGAUUAGCGAUGCUGGUGGUGCUAGUGAGGGCUGGCGGAACCAGUGGUAUUUAACCGAGAGCGCCAAUAACGAGGAAAUUUUCCACUCGCGUCUCCUGCAGCACCCCUGCCGAACCACGGACCCAGAUUCGGCAGAUUUCCUGUUCAUCCCCGCGUACCUGGGCUGGUCGACCUGGUCGCUCGUGGAACACGGGCUGUUCGUAGAUCGGGACCAGCCAGGAAUCGAACUCGAGCGCUAUCUUUUGGAAGAAAAUCAAGAUUUCAAGCGGCUGGUGGAUCAAGGAAAUCAUGUACUGGUGCUCGGGCGGCCAAUCUGGGACUUCAGAAGGGUAAAAGAGUGGGGAACGGAUCUCUGGUGGCGACCGACCUUCGAUAAUGUCACACUCCUUACUGUAGAGGCCACUCGGGAGUGGUACGGGAGAGAGGUGUUUUCCAUUCCUUACCCAACAUCGUUUCAUCCUGCAGGCUUGGCAGAGCUGCAGGAUUGGAUGAAUCACGUUCGGGACCACGCCCGGCCGUUUCUGUACGCGUUUGUAGGCGGCAGGCGGGCGAAGGAGACGAUAGAGGGUGCGCUGCGAGGAGCUCUACUGCAGGAAUGCGAGAUCGAACCGGGGAAAUGCUUACUUCUGGAAUGCUACGGUGCCGACGUGGAGGCGGUAACUGAAGCAGCAGCUGAGAUAGGCCGGCAGUCGGCCAGUCGAAAAGCCAAGGCCGUAGCAGAAGCAGAAGAAGGAAAAGGAAAAGCAUUAGCUGCGGAUUAUGUGGAGGAAGAGCCUCAGGUGGAUCUUCCUGGAUGCACUGAUCCCAGGAGAGUUGCUGGUGCGAUGCUGCAGGCGGAGUUUUGUCUCCAGCCAGUGGGAGACAGCCAAACCCGCCGAUCCUUCUUCGACUCGAUCAUAUCAGGCUGCAUUCCUGUGGUGUUUUCUACUGAUACUUUUGACAGCCAGUAUCCGUGGUUUUUCGACCCGAAGCCGGAGGCAAGGCGCAAGAUUGCGGUAAUGGUGGACCCAGAAGAGGUGAUUUCGGGCCGAGUGAAGAUUGGGGAGGUGCUGAGGAAAAUCUCAGUGGGAAGGAAAGAGGAGAUGAGAAAAGAGAUGCAGCUUCAUUGGUAUGCCACCGAUAACUCCAUGCUAACCCUCAUCUUCCACUCGCGUCUCCUGCAGCACCCCUGCCGAACCUCCGACCCAGACUCGGCAGACUUCCUGUUCAUCCCAGCGUACCUAGGCUGGUCGAUCUGGUCGCUCGUGGAACACGGGCUAUUUGAGAAGCGAGACGAUCCGGUGAUUGAGCUUGAGAGGUAUUUACUCGAGGAGAAUGCGGAUUUUAAGAGGCUGGUGAAUCGUGGCGACCACGUUCUCGUUCUCGGCCGUCCGAUCUGGGACUUCAAGCGCGAUGAGGAUAAGCCCGAGGGGUGGGGGACUGAUCUGUGGUGGCGACCGACUUUCAAGAAUGUCACACUCCUUACAGUGGAGGCUCCUCCCGAGUGGUACGAGCGGGAGGUGUUCUCAGUUCCUUACCCGACCUGUUUUCAUCCGGUAGGCUCGGCAGAGCUGCAGGGGUGGGUUCGGCAUGUUCGGGAGCAGCCUCGGCCGUACCUGUACUCGUUUGUAGGCGGGAAGCGGGCGCACGCGACCUGGGAGGGCUCGCUAAGAGGGGUCUUGCUAAACGAUUGUGAGAACGAUCCUAAUAGGUGCAUCUUUUUAGAGUGUACUGUUGCUGAUGCGGAGGCGGCAACUGCAGCAGCGGCGGAGAUAGGCAGGCAGGCACUGAAACGAAAGGAGGAGGGGAACAGCAGGGAGGGGAAGGGGGAGGAAAAUGAGAUUGAGCCAGAUUUUCCGCUGAGGGGGUGUAUGGAUCCCAGGAGAGUGGCUGGUGUGAUGCUCCAGUCCGAAUUCUGCCUGCAGCCUAUCGGGGACAGCCUCACUAGAAGAUCAUUCUUUGACUCGAUAAUAGCAGGGUGCAUCCCUGUAGUGUUUGCUCCAGGCACGUUUGAUUAUCAGUACCCCUGGUUCUUCGCUAUUGGAGAUGAGGCUCGGAGGAAUGUGUCGGUGAUGGUGCCUUCGGACGAUGUGAUUGGUCGGAAGGUUAGGAUCGGGGAGGUGCUGGGGGGGAUAUCGGAGGAGAGGAAGAGGGAGAUGAGGGAGGAGCUUUAUAAGCAUAUUCCGAGGCUGCUUCUAAGGGAUCAUACGAGAGAGGGGAAGGUGGGGGAGGAGGGUAUGUUUGAAGAUUUAGUGGAUAGGACGAUUGAAGGGCUGAUUGAGAGGAAGAAGAUGAGGAAAGCUGGGGUUGCCAAGAGCUAUUUCCCUUUGUAG
This is a messenger RNA of Closterium sp. Yama58-4, 5823 nucleotides long. The record is from the annotation of a GenBank genome assembly. NCBI's taxonomy places the organism in Eukaryota, Viridiplantae, Streptophyta, Zygnematophyceae, Desmidiales, Closteriaceae.